Messenger RNA from Amoebophrya sp. A25, 2311 nucleotides. NCBI's taxonomy places the organism in Eukaryota, Dinophyceae, Syndiniales, Amoebophryaceae. The record is from the annotation of a GenBank genome assembly.
AUUUGAUAAAAAUAUGUAGUUUUGUUUUUCGACGGUGAGAAAUAUCUAUCAUCAACAAUUGCUUAUAUAUCAAUAUCAUCAUGGACGACAUGACAAAAAAAAUGUCAGACACAGCAGCUUCUCCUAGCACCAUAGGUGAUGAGCUCCAAGACAGCUCACCUAGUGCUACUGGGACAACCGCUACGAAAACAGGCUCUCCUGUAAAGAACAGCUAUAAUGACAAAGAGCCUCCACACUUUGUCAGACUCCGGGUCCUGCGCAAAUGGUUGGAUGAGAACGGUUGUGCUCUUCCUUCCUAUAUGGAGUUGGCAUCGGACGUCCUGAAAGGCAUGCAUGUGCGCGUGAAAGCCGACUUAGGUCCGGAGGAUUUGGAGGGGACGGCGGAGGGCCAAGAGGACUUCGGUACCUUUUUGGCGCGUAUCCCAGAGGGAGCCGUUUUGUCCGAUGCGGAUUUACCUGCAGAGGUGUGCAAGAGACCACCGGUAACCGCAGACUUUCCGGCAGAAUGCUGGACAGCAACGCAGGAUAUCUGGGUUUUUCUUUGUCUCGCAAAGACGGGGAAAUUGCAGACGCGGUAUCAGGGAUACAUUGAGUCCUUGCCACCAAUACGACGUGUUGAGAAAAGUACGAAGGAUGAUGAGAGAGAAGUAGAACCCGCUGGCAAGAAACCGAAGCUCGUGAAUUCCACUACAACUUCUCCAUCUACUUCUUCGGUUCAUGCAACCGAACAUUUUGGUGCUGGAGAUGACGAGUUAUUUUGUCCGGACGAUCCGACGCAUUGGGACGCGAAGACAUUAGUUGAGUUUUUAGGCAGUUCAAACCUGUAUCACGAAACCGUGCGGGUUAAGGCCAUGCUCAAAUUACAGGUGGACCGCUGGGCCGGACCGACGUACGGCAUUUCAUUAAAUGAAUGGCUCUGGGCCCGCAGUGUGUAUACUUCACGCGUAUUUGGUGCUGGUCUGAAACGGGGUGCAACGGUUCCGGUGAUGCUGCCCUUGAUCGACGUUUUCAACCACGACCGUGCCUGUCCUGUGGAAGUUGUGCGUUCCUUUGAUUCUGGGAGAGCUGAGCCAGAUGUUGUACUAGCCGGCAAAAAGGUUGACGACGAGAGCGACGACAUGACGGAAGGCGCUGCGGCUGCGGGAGGAGAACAGAACUUACAUCUAGAACUUUCUCCUGGCGCAGAGGUUUUCAACAACUACGGGCGCAAAGGCAACGAAGAACUUUUGCUUGGGUACGGGUUCUCUCUGCCGGACAAUCCUCACAAUUCGGUGCAAUUGCGCGCAACACUCCGCUUGACGGAUGUGGAAGGAAAGGUGUUGAGUCGUGACGAGUAUGAUGAUUUUAUCGCGAAAGUGAAGUCCUGGUUGGCUGCCGGGCGAGCUGCGGCGCCGCCAGCACACGAGAAGGCAGGAAAGUGCCCGGAGGUUGUCUCAGCGGAGUACCCAAAUCUUACAGUAGGCCCCUUUUUCGUUAGCAAAUUCGACAAGGAAGCUGCAUCGGAAGCGAGACGAUCAAAAUUUCGAGACAAAAUAGACGGAGACGUAUUACAUGCUAUUGUACGGUCUUGGCGAAGCGGGACCACUGCUGAAGAGAGCACGGGCGCAGCCGCGGUAAAGGACACUGGGACGAACAGAAUUGAGGGCAUAGCCCUGACACUGUCUGGACUAAAGGAUUCCGGUGCGCUGCUGCCAAUUAGCUUGCUAACGUUUUUCACCGUAGUGACGCUCCAUCGCGAGACGAAACUUUUGCGAUCGUGCUAUUUGGCGGAGAAAGAGCAUGACGAUGAUGAUGAGGAGCCGAUCGACGUGGCCUGCGCCAAUGCUUUAGAAGAUCUCUCUGGUUGCUUUAAGGCGAAAGGAGCCACUCUCGAGCCCGUUGUAGCAAGGAUAAACAGUGCCGUGCAGCAGCACGCAGGAGAAGCGCAGGACGACAAUGUUCAAAUGAAGACGGGCGCUGAUAGGGUUUCAUCGAUUCAGAAACAGCGACGGCAACAAAACUGUAGGAAUUAUCUAACCGCGCAGGCGGAGCUCUUUCGAGUGGCAACAGGUUGCUGUGAAACCAUCAGUGAAAUCUGGCUUGAUGAGUGCCCUUCUAGUUCUCGCUGCCUAGAAGGGCUUCUGACUAACGAUACCAGCGACAAAAUACCUUGAGCGACAUCGACGACAGCACAGAAAGAUUUACACUAGAUUAUUGAGAUGUGCUUUUGGCUCCUGACCCCAUCCCAACUACGAUAAUGUAUCUGAAUAUUGAAUGUAUAAACCGCUGGCUGCUGGCAGAAAGCAGUUCAGGAUUCUACUGAACAAAGCGC